Nilaparvata lugens (brown planthopper) is the source of this 2392-nucleotide messenger RNA. RefSeq lists its product as uncharacterized. The coding region runs from base 319 to 1746 and encodes 475 amino acids. The record is from RefSeq and is a predicted model, not a curated record. The transcript is spliced from 6 exons. Gene Ontology annotation, molecular function: receptor ligand activity; tumor necrosis factor receptor binding. Gene Ontology annotation, biological process: immune response. Gene Ontology annotation, cellular component: membrane. NCBI's taxonomy places the organism in Eukaryota, Metazoa, Arthropoda, Insecta, Hemiptera, Delphacidae.
AAACUAUUCAGUGUGUUUUCAGUUUCGUUACAGUUCAGUUGUGCAGUUAUUUGCUCUUCUCUGGAAAACAAAGUGAAUGAGCAGUGUAUUGUUUGUCGUUCAAUUCAUUUUUGAUAGUGAUUUAAUGGCUUAUGAUGCAGUGUCCUUAAAUUGUAGAUUUUGAAUUAGUGUGGGAAUGGAAAUUCUAUUCCUACAUCUUGGAUUUUAAUUCAGAUGUGCUGCUUGAAUGGAACAAAAGUAAAAUAUUGUUGUUGAAUGUGGAAGUUUUACUUCCAAAAAUAAAUUUAUUUACAAUAUUGAUUGCAGUUUCCGUGAGGCAUGGUUGCAUACACUGACGGAGACAAGAGUGGCAUCAGCUUGAAAAAUGAGAGAAUUUCGUCCACAAAAACGCAUUCUUCGAAAUCGACGUCAACUGAAAUUAGUAUUCCAGACACUGACAGCUACCAAACAAACUGCAAACGUGAUAAACAAACAAGUCGUAUUAGUAGAGCUACCCACCAUGUCCAUAGUACAAAGAAUAAUUCCUUCAGCCGAUUUUUUUCGGUAAAAACAGUUGGUUUGAUACUGCUGUUCUGUGAUAUAGUAUAUUUAAAUUUUUAUCUCUCUAGAACCGAAUCCGUUCUACAUCUUACACUAAAGAGAAUCGAUAAACUAGAAACUGAACUUCAUUAUUCAAGACUGACAACCAAGAUUCUGAGAUCAGAUUUCAACUUUGCUAAAGAAGAAAAUGAAAAACUAACGUACGAUAUUUUAACAACUCUGUCCACUCUUAUUAAGCAAAAAGAAGUUUCGAAAUUCGACGAUGAGAAUAUUUUUGAUAAUUUGUUUGUUCAACAGAAUGAUAACACUAUGAGACAGUUUGUACAUAAGAGUGCUGCUGAUAGAAAUUUGGAUGGAAUGGAUAAUGGACAACUUAUAUUUAAUAAUGGAGAUUCAGAGUUACCACUUGACCACGAAAGGGUUGAAACAAUUCUGAAAGGGCCUGAGUUUUACGCUCAUGUGGAUUUAGAAAAUAAUAAGGGUGCUAGUGAAUUUGCAGAUGUAAAAGGAUUUGUUGAUAGAAGUGUGGAUAGAUUGAACCUUGACGAAAGUACAAUAUUCUUUCCAAAUGAAACGGUUCAAAGCGUAGACCUAUUUGCUGUUGAUGAUGAUGAUGAUGAUGAUGACGAUCGUGCUACCAGAACAAGACGAGAGGCGCCCUCAGAACGCAGAGGUAAACAUCAAUCUCAUGGCAAACAGAAAAAGAGAGCGCAACACAUCAAUUGUAACUUUUUUUGUUGCUCAUCUGGACCAUUAGCUGUAAUUCUGAGAGGUGUCCAUCCAGAAGUGAUCAUUGAGGAUGGAGGUAGCCUAAUUGCACCUUGGGUAACAGAUAGAAAUGGUGCUGGAGAUUAUCCGUUCAAAGAUUUUGUAUUUAGAGAAGGAAAUGGUAAAAUAGAAAUAUCUGGAAAAGGACUCUACCUCAUUUAUGCUCAGGUGUUCUAUUUAUCAGCGAACCACCUCAAUGGAUUUUCAAUUAACAUGCAAAAGUCCGGCGCUCAAGCUGAGUCAGAGAUUGCAAGGUGCAGUAACGAUAUAACAACAAAAAGGACAUCAGAAGUCAGCUGCUACACCAGUGUGAUUCGCCAGUUGCUUCCUGGAGACAAAAUCUACCUUGUUCAGCGGGAAAGGAAUAGCAGGAUUUUACAUGGAGACGGAUACACAUACUUUGGUAUCGUAGCAUUGAACAGUCCUCCCAAGUGUUAAUCCUUGUACCUAUCCAAUUUUAUCGUGUUUUAAUCGGAAUGACGACUGAAUUUUCUUACUGGUGCUUAUAAUCUUAGAGUUUCUAUCUUUUGUAUUACCGUACAACGAGGUAUUCUUAUUGAUAAGUCUUAUCUUUUGUAUUAUUGAACAACUAGGCAUUCUUAUUGAUAAGAUGAAUAUACCUAGAUUUACAUUUUUAAGGAAUUUUGAAUAGGAAUUUUUUAUAUGUACAAUUUUUAGUCGAAAGGAUUAACCUUUUAUAAUAUCAAGCAUAAGAUUUUAAAAAAAGUGCCUUCAAUAUUAAUUUUCUAUAGCACCGUUAUAACUAUUUUUAUAUGAAUUUUGAUAGACCAUUAUUUGAAUUUGAGACAAACCAUUAUUUAUCAUGGCAUGGAUGAAAUUUCCUGUAAACUACUUAAUAAUUGUUAUCAUUGUCUUUAUCCUAGAAAUCUGCUUCAAAUAAUCAUAAAUUCAUGUUUUUUUGGAACAAUGAUGAUAGCCUAUAUAUUUGACUUACGUAUACGAAAAUUCUUGUAUACAAAAUCAUGUCAUUUUUGUUGCAAUCCUAGAAAUCUGCUUUAAAUAAUAAUAAAUUCAUGUUUUUUGGAGCAAUGAUGAUAGCCUAUAUAUUUGACUUAUGUAUACG